UUGUAGGUGGGAUUUAGGAAGGAAAAGAAAAAAUACAAGAUGACAAUGUUUCAUCGUGCACUUCCGGAGUUUCAAGUGUCUCUGAGUGGAGAUCGGGAAGGACAGUCAAUAGAAGAGACUACACGGUGUGUCUGUGGGUUUCAGGAUGUUCAGAGUGAAGAAAUAGACUCUGGAAGUUUGUAUAUACAGUGUGAUCAUUGUUUGGUGUGGCAGCAUGGGUUUUGUGUGGGUUUUACGGAUGAAAAAGAGAUUCCAGAUAUUUAUUAUUGUGAAAUAUGUCGUCCUGAUUUGCAUCAUAUCAUAUAUAAACAGAAAGCGUAGUCCUCCAUCUUCAAAGUAUCACCCGUUAGCGGAACAUAUGCAACCAGUUUCAAGAUUGCGUUGUUUUUCUUCUAAAAAGCAGUGGAUCAUGAAUUCUAAGGGUACUACGUAUGAGACGCAAUUGCCUACGUUUCUGGGAAAAGCAAUUGAAAAAGCUCCUUCAGAGCCAAUUGCAAGUGUUGAAAAAGAGCCACUAAGAAAGGGGAAAAGACGAAGAAACUCUGAUCUUCCUGAAUUAUCUAUCAAUUAUGAAACAAAACGGAUUCGAGCAUUGUCAGUUUCUCCGAAAGCUUUAUUAGAUACCCAAUGUAGUGAUAUGGGGGAAGAGCAAUCUACUACCUCUGUGAAAAAACGAAAGAAAGAAACAAAUACAGGAAUUGAUACACGUAAUGUUUCUGCAAAAGGGCGUCAAAAUGAAAAAAGUAAAGGAAAAACUAACGAAAAAAAGACUAAAAGUAUAGAUGAUAAUUCGGAUCUUAUAACAAAUUCUUCUAAAUCAAAGCAAAUAUCAUCAAAAACAAAUACCCAGAAUAAUAUGAAUCGUCUUACUGAAACUGAUCAGAAACCUCGUUCUAAAGCAAAACCAAAAAAGGUAUUAUCUAAUGUACGAUAUCAGCAUGAUACUCGUCAUACACUAUUUCAAAAAGAUUCUGAACAAACUUUUCCAAAUGUAUUAAAUAUUAUUGAUAAGCCUUCUCGUCCUCGGAUUCCUCAAGCAAAGAUAACUAUGACAGAAAUGAAAAAACGUGUAGCUGCUAUUCUCGAAUAUAUAGGCCGAACACAAUUAGAAAUGGCAUCUGAUCAAGAACAUAGGAAAAGGCUAUUUAUUCCAUUAUUACAAAAAAUAGAUAAAGAAAUUACAGAUAAAAAAGAAAAUCUUUUAGGAAAUUUAGAUAAGAAAAAAACAAUAAAUAUAUCUCAAGAUAAAAAUAAUAUAAUCGAAAACUCUUCAGAUGCAAAUAGUGAUAUGUUUCAUUAUAAUUUUGAUAGUUUUGAGAUGAUGGAUAACUUAACUAAACAAUUGCUAGAAUGGGAAGAAAAAUUCGGGAGUUAUAAAGACAAAAAUUCAUAAAAAAUAUUUUUGAAUAUCAAAAUAUGUAUUAUACAAAAUGUCUGGUUUUAUUAG
Molecule: messenger RNA, 1447 nt
Organism: Pneumocystis jirovecii RU7
Lineage: Eukaryota; Fungi; Ascomycota; Pneumocystomycetes; Pneumocystales; Pneumocystaceae
Exons: 6
Coding region: 215-1393 (392 amino acids)
Biological process (GO): negative regulation of silent mating-type cassette heterochromatin formation; negative regulation of rDNA heterochromatin formation
Cellular component (GO): Rpd3L complex; Rpd3L-Expanded complex
Source: RefSeq, a predicted model, not a curated record